CUGCGCUGGGGCUCCUGCCCAGCCCAGGCCCUUUCCGCUCCGGAGAGGCAGGGGUGGGGAAACUAACCAGAAAGGUUAGUGCUUCUUCCCGUCCCCCGGAAAGGCAGAAUUGGGAAGUCUGAGCCUGCACGGAGACCAGAACUCACCUCUUUGAGCCUUCCCAGAGAGAGCUGACCGUGAGGAUCCCUCUCAGAGGGGCCGCGGGCGCCUGCCAGGCGGACAUGAGGCGGAGGCUGCGCCUACGCGGAGAAGCGUCGCUCACGCUGCUCCUCGGCGCCGCCCUCGGCCUCCUGCUCUAUGCGCAGCGCGAUGGCGCGGCCCCGACGACGAGCGCGCCGGGAGCUCAAGGGAGGGCGGCGCCGGGGCCCACGCCGGGGCUCCGCGUAUUUCAGGCGCCGGACGCGGGCGCAGCCCCGCCGGCCUACGAAGAGGAUACGCCGGAGCCGCCCACGCCCACGGGACCCUUUGACUUCGGCCGCUAUCUGCGAGCCAAGGACCAGCGGCGCUUCCCUCUCCUCAUUAACCAGCCGCACAAGUGCCGAGGAAAUGGCGCACCCCCCGGCGGACCCGACCUGCUCAUCGCCGUCAAGUCGGUGGCUGCGGACUUCGAGCGGCGCCAAGCCGUGCGCCAGACGUGGGGUGCUGAGGGUCGCGUGCAGGGGGCGCUAGUGCGCCGGGUGUUUUUGCUGGGCGUGCCCCGGGGCGCGGGCACAGACGGGGCAGACGCGGAGGGGGCGGGCACUCGAACGCACUGGAGCGCCCUGCUGCGUGCUGAGAGCCGUGCGUACGCGGACAUCCUGCUCUGGGCCUUCGACGACACUUUCUUCAACCUAACGCUCAAGGAGAUCCAUUUUCUGGCCUGGGCCUCCGCCUACUGCCCCGACGUGCGCUUCGUUUUUAAGGGCGACGCCGACGUGUUUGUGCACGUGGGAAACCUGCUGGAGUUUCUGGCGCCAAGGGACCCGGAGCAGGACCUGCUUGCAGGUGACGUGAUAGUGCAGGCGCGGCCAAUCCGCGUGCGGGCCAGCAAGUACUACAUCCCUGAGGCUGUGUACGGCCUGCCCGCCUACCCGGCCUACGCAGGCGGCGGCGGCUUCGUGCUCUCGGGGGCCACGCUGCGCCGCCUGGCCGGUGCCUGCGCGCAGGUUGAGCUUUUCCCCAUUGACGACGUCUUUUUGGGCAUGUGUCUACAGCGCCUGCGUCUCACGCCUGAGCCUCACCCUGCUUUCCGCACCUUUGGCAUCCCUCGACCUUCAGCCGCUCCGCACCUCCGCACCUUCGACCCCUGCUUUUACCGCGAGCUGGUUGUAGUGCACGGGCUCUCGGCUGCUGACAUAUGGCUUAUGUGGCACUUGCUGCACCGGCCGCACGGGCCAGCCUGUGCGCGUCCAUGGCCUGUCGCUGCGGGUCCCUUCCAGUGGGGCCCCUAGCCACCUGUCACAGCUCCAAGCCCCCCUCAUUCAGACCCAGGAUGUAAGUGGGAGGUAGCUUGAAGAGUAGGUUUCCCAGGUGGAUUAGUGCUGUGUAUGUCGUUCUUCCCCAGAAAGGGGCAUCCAGGUGUCUGCCUCCAGAAGGUCCCAGGGAGUGAAGAUUGAGCUUGGUCCCUGCUGACCCAACCUAUUGGGAGGUGAUCUGGAACAAAUCUAAUGGUGGCCCUUUGAGACAGCCAGGGCUGAGGUGGUGGUGAACCAGGCUCUUUGCCAAGCAGGUGAAUGUGGUUGG
This is a messenger RNA of Eubalaena glacialis (North Atlantic right whale), 1722 nucleotides long. RefSeq names its product UDP-GlcNAc:betaGal beta-1,3-N-acetylglucosaminyltransferase 9 (gene B3GNT9). Gene Ontology annotation, molecular function: hexosyltransferase activity. Bases 222 to 1430 code for a protein of 402 amino acids. Gene Ontology annotation, cellular component: membrane. NCBI's taxonomy places the organism in Eukaryota, Metazoa, Chordata, Mammalia, Artiodactyla, Balaenidae. The record is from RefSeq and is a predicted model, not a curated record. The transcript is spliced from 2 exons.